UGCUAAAAAAUGUUUUUUUUUUAUCAAUAUAUUAUUUAUUAGUUAAACAAAAUUAUGUCUGUUCUAACCAUUUGUUUUGGUACUUGUGGAAUACGUUUUACACACAGUCUUUAUUCUACUAUUUUUAAUGACAUUAAUGCUUUUGAUCCUAUUGUUACUCAACACGUUAACGAAGAGUAUAAACAUAUAAGUGAGUCUUAUUUUUUUGAAUUAAAAUCUAGUGGUUAUUUGGAACCCAGGUCAGUUUUAAUAGAUAUAGGAGAUCCGAAUAUUGGUGAAACCUUAAAAAAAUCAAAAAAUUGUAAUUGGGGAUUUGGACAAAAUGCAUUAGGAUUUAAUUUUAUUGAAGGAACAACAAAUAACUGGUCAUACUGCUAUUAUGUCAAAGGUCCUGAAAUGUUUGAAGAUGUUUCUAGUCGAUUGAGAUUUGAAAUAAAUAAAAUUGAUAAAAUUGAAUAUUUUUUAAUAAUAUUAUCACCUUCAGGUGGUUGUGCUGGAUCAGCAUGUUUUAUACUUGAAAAAUUAAAACAGGAUUUUCCUAAAAUUUCUUUUAUUGUAGUGUUUAUCAUGCCAUAUCAGUCUAAAGAUGCUAUCCAAAAUUAUAAUACUUCAUUUACUAUUAGUAAAUUGUAUAGUAUUUCAGAUUGUAUUUUUUCAUUUGAAAAUUCUGUUUUACAAGAAGUUUGUCAAGCUGGACAUUCAGAGGUCAAAGUUUCAUUUGAUGAUUUGAAUCAAAUAGCCACCAAACAACUAAUAUCUAUUUUUCAACCAGUUGAACAUCAAACGUUUCCUUAUUUUUUGUCACUUGUACAUGAUCAAAAAUAUAAAUUUUUAAGAUUAAUGUCAUCUCCUAAUUAUAGAAAAGAAUAUUCUUCUUAUGAAUCAACUCCCAGGUGGGAAGCUAUUGUGAAUCAAACUAUACGUUCAUUAAAUGCAUCACAUGCUGUGUCUUUUGGAAAUUUUGUUGUAUAUCGAGGUGCUACUACCAAUGAUCUUGAUAAAUUAAAUUUUUGUGGAAAGUUAAAUACUUUAUCAUUUUCGAAACAUAUUCUAGAGGAACACAAAUUUUCACAAAUGUUUCAACAGAGACAUUUUAUGGGUUCCAAAUAUUUAAGUGUGUUGUCAAAUAACUCUACUAAUGCUUCUGCUUUAAACUCUGUAGUAAAAUUAGCCAAACGGGCUUUUUCCCAUAAAGCAUUUGUACAUCAUUAUAUUGAAUAUAAUACAAAUAUCAACGAUUUUAAAAACGUUUUUUCUAAUGUGAACCAAAUUAUUAAAGACUAUUAUGAAUUAGAGUGAUUUAACACUUCAUACUACCUAGUUUGGUUUUAAUUUUAUUAACUAUUAGAUCUCAACAUUUAGUAAUAAUAUUUUCUAGUCAGUUGUCACAAAUUAGUCUUAAGGUGUUCCUAGAUAGUUUUUCACUUUAUUCCUGUUUUUAACGAACAUUUUAAUUAAUGGUACCGAUUUUUUUUUAUAAAAUCUAUUAUUUAUUUAUUAUUUUUUUUUUUGGUGUGUUCUACUGAAAUUAUUGUACAAACUUGAGUGUCAUUUUAACAUACAAUAAAUCAUCUUUUUA
Molecule: messenger RNA, 1579 nt
Organism: Acyrthosiphon pisum (pea aphid)
Lineage: Eukaryota; Metazoa; Arthropoda; Insecta; Hemiptera; Aphididae
Product: tubulin delta chain-like
Exons: 1
Coding region: 55-1299 (414 amino acids)
Biological process (GO): microtubule-based process
Cellular component (GO): microtubule
Molecular function (GO): GTP binding
Source: RefSeq, a predicted model, not a curated record